AUGUCCUCGCCGACUACCAGCUCGUCUCACGCGGGCAAGCGCAAGCGCAACAACACGGCCACCUCGGCCUCUGUCCCGGACUCUGACAUGAUGAACGCCGACGCCCAGCUGCAGGCCGAGUCCCGCGAUGCCUCCGGCGAGGAGGGCGACACCACUGCUCCGGAGUCGGUUGGCGGGCCCGUCCACCGCAAGACCGACAGUGCCGGCACCUCGUCCUCACACCCCCCGACAAAGCGCCAGCGCGCCAACUCGGAACGCACCCUGAACAACGGUAACAACGAGGCCAGUCACGGUGUCGCAGAUCCCGGCGAGCCCAGCGACACCACCGAGGCGAGCAUCGACAUCGCCGACCGUGUCGCACGGAAGAGCCGCAGGACCAAGGAUGGCUCCGUGGCAGUCCCGGAAGAGACUGAGCAGACUGAGCAGAAGAGUAUGGCGCCGCCGCCCAUCGGCAAGCUCACACAACCGGUCGGCUACACGACGAACCCGCCCCCUACCGGACGGGCUAUAAGAGUUUAUGCCGACGGUGUCUUUGAUCUGUUCCAUCUUGGACACAUGCGGCAACUCGAGCAAGCAAAGAAGGCAUUCCCCGAUGUAUACCUCAUUGUGGGAGUAACUGGCGACGAGGAGACACACAAGCGAAAGGGAUUGACCGUGCUGUCUGGGGCAGAGCGUGCCGAGACCGUGAGGCAUUGCAAAUGGGUGGAUGAGGUCAUCGAGAACUGCCCUUGGAUCGUAACCCCCGAAUUUCUCGAGGAGCACAAGAUUGACUACGUCGCCCACGACGAUAUUCCUUACGGCGCAGACGAAGGCGACGACAUCUACCGGCCGAUCAAGGAAGAAGGCAAAUUUCUGGUCACACAGAGGACAGAAGGCGUGAGCACCACCGGUAUCAUCACGAAGAUCGUCCGUGACUACGAGAAAUACAUUGCCCGGCAGUUCAAGCGCGGCACAUCCCGCCAAGAGCUAAACGUCAGCUGGCUCAAGAAGAACGAGCUCGACCUGAAGCGCCACGUCCAGGACCUUCGCGAUAACAUCCGCUCGAACUGGAGCACGACCGGCCAGGAGCUCGGCAAGGAGCUGCGCCAGUUCUGGCCCGCCAGCAGGCCGCAGAGCCCGGCGCGGUCGAUGCUCCAGAUCCCUAACGGCGAGAUGCCGUCCAGCCCCAUCACCGCUGCCAUGGCCGGGCCUCGGUCGCCUGGCGGCGGCAACCUCAAUGACUUCAUCACGGGGUACUCCAUUGGUCUUAUUGGUGGUGUCAGGGGAUGGAUGACCAAGAGCCGAAGAUCAGUCCGUGACAGCCGCCCACCCAGCGACGAUGAGUCUGAGAGCGAGGAGCGUGGUCGGACAUCUGUUCAGGCCCCUUCUUCAUGA
Phaeoacremonium minimum UCRPA7 is the source of this 1374-nucleotide messenger RNA. RefSeq names its product putative choline-phosphate cytidylyltransferase protein. Gene Ontology annotation, cellular component: nuclear envelope. Gene Ontology annotation, molecular function: phosphatidylcholine binding; choline-phosphate cytidylyltransferase activity. The transcript is spliced from 4 exons. The record is from RefSeq and is a predicted model, not a curated record. Gene Ontology annotation, biological process: CDP-choline pathway. Lineage: Eukaryota; Fungi; Ascomycota; Sordariomycetes; Togniniales; Togniniaceae. The coding region runs from base 1 to 1374 and encodes 457 amino acids.